UCUGGCUGUAUGGUGACACAGAAAGGCUGUCAUUAUGUGUCUUCAGCUCUGAGUUCAAACCCCUCACACCUGAGAGAGCUGGAUCUGAGCUACAAUCACCCAGGAGAUUCAGGAGUCGAACAACUCUCUGAAAAACUGUUGGAUUCCACCUGCUCACUGGACAAACUCAAUGUGGAUCAUGGAGGAGAAUCCAGGAUUACAGCAGGACUGAACAAAUAUGCCUGUUUUCUCACACUGGAUCCAAACACAGCAAACACUAAACUCAGACUGUCUGAGGAGAACAGAAAGGUGACACGUGUGGAUGAAUAUCAGUUGUAUCCUGAUCAUCCAGACAGAUUUGAUCAUGUCUAUCAGGUGUUGUGUAGAGAGAGUGUGUGUGGACGCUGUUACUGGGAGAUUGAGUGGAGCGGAGAUACUGGUGUGUUUAUAUCAGUGUCAUAUAAGAGCAUCAGCAGGAAGGGAGAUGGUGUUGAGUGUUUGUUUGGACAUAAUGAUCAGUCCUGGAGUUUGAGCUGCUCUCCUGACAGAUACUCAUUCAGACACAAUAAGAUAAAGACUGAUCUCCCUGUGAAGCCCAUCAUCAGUAGAAUAGGAGUGUAUGUGGAUGAUGAUAAUGAUGAUUAUAUCUAUAGAAUUGGAGUGUAUGUGGAUGUGAGUGCAGGAACUCUGUCCUUCUACAGCGUCUCUGACACAAUGAGUCUCAUCCACACAGAACAGACCACAUUCACUCAGUCGCUCUAUCCUGGGUUUAGUGUUUAUUAUAAAUCAUCAGUGAAACUGUGUUGAUGAAUCAGAACAGACUGAUGAGAGAUUCUUCCCAUAAUGCUUUGAGCUGAUGAUGAAUCAGUAAGAGUGAGAUGUUAUUGAGUCUCUUCAUGACAUUAAUACUGCAGCUCAACUUCUGUCACUCAAAUAACAGUCAGAAUAAAUGUGUCAUAAAUCCUCAUAUAGACAGUAACAUCAGUGUGUGUAUAUUCGUGUUUUUAUUGUCGUGUCAAUCAUU
Messenger RNA from Labeo rohita (rohu), 1003 nucleotides. Its product is annotated as stonustoxin subunit beta-like. The coding region runs from base 10 to 786 and encodes 258 amino acids. Gene Ontology annotation, molecular function: protein binding. The transcript is spliced from 3 exons. The record is from RefSeq and is a predicted model, not a curated record. NCBI's taxonomy places the organism in Eukaryota, Metazoa, Chordata, Actinopteri, Cypriniformes, Cyprinidae.